CAACCUGGUCACUGUGCUGUAGUCCAGGUUGGUCCAAGCAGUCAUUUCCCUUCAGCACUCAGGAGGCUAAUCUAAGCCCUGACCUUAUCCUGGUAUGAACUGUCUAAUCCUGUUAUUGGAGUUGACACAGUUUGUCCAUAAUCCUCCUGUAGUCUUUAGAUGCUUUGCAGUCCUUUGCAGGUUCUUCACUGAAGCCACCUGGGAUGCUGCUGGACCUUGACUGAAGAAUUAAAGAUGUUGAGCUGGGUGGUGAAAGUCGUUCCUCAGCCGGCUGAACUUCAGUCCAAAAACCCUGAAGAACAAACAGAGAAACCAGCCACCGUCCCACCUGCUGCUUCAGCUCCUGUGAGUCCUGAGAAAAAAGUGACUUUUCAAGAUGAGCUAAAAUGUGAAGCAGCCAAACCUGACAAAAUCAAACAGGAUCAACCUGCUGCAGAAGAGAGCAGCACUGGUGUGCUGACGUGGAUCAGCAGUGCUCUGCCUCAGCCUGCAAGCACACCGAAGCUGAGUCGGACCAGUUCCACUACAAAGGAAAAUACAUCAUGCAGCAAACCAGAUGAAGAAAAAGGAAUAGUAUCUUGGAUCACUCAGGGUUUGGAGAAAGUUGUUCCCCAGCCGGACCUAAAGAACAAAGAGCUAGCACCGAGUGAGCAGGUGACUGAGGUGUGUCAGACAACAGCUCCGAAAGCUCCAGAUCCUCAUAUCACUGUUGUGGACAUGCAACCACCCCCCGAGGACAAGAUGGACAAUAAGCCUUUCCCACCCAGAAUGAUUGAUUGGAUCAAACAGGGCAUCGAGAAGGUGGUGCCUCAUCCCGAGAUACAUGUUCACACGAAAACAGAGGAGAAGACUGAAGCUCUGCCUCCAAGUAAAGUUGAGGCUCCGCCUCCAGAACCUCCUCCUGCUCCAAAAGCAGAACCUGAGAAAUCUUCCAAAGAUGUAGCAGAGCAUCAGCCCAGUAUGAUCGGCUGGAUCGUCAGUGGAAUUGGUCGAAUGUUGCCUCAACCUGCUCAAAAGCUGGACAGCAGUGAUGACGUGCACAAAAUCUGCAUUGUCCAGAGUUCAGACCUGGUGCUCGAGGAUCUGGAUCCACACUGGGACACAAAGACUAAACAGGACGAGAAGAUGGACAAGGAGGAACCGCAGUCCCAUAGCAAAGCAAAUGUACAAGUGAAACAGGAGAUAGAAGAUGUGACUCAGAUGGAACAGUGGACUCCUCUGAUGGACAGCAUCAAAAAGGAGGCAGAACAGUCUGUUCUCGCUCACAUGGAGGAACGACUGCAACAGGAGCGUCUGGAGGCAGCUCGGGUUGCAGAAGAAAUGGCCAGAAAGGCAGCAGAGGAGGCAGUCCGACAGCUGGAGGUGGAGCAUUCAGCCAAGAUCGUUAUAGACACCCUGAAAGAGCCUAACGAACAGCUGCCCAACAUCCUGGAGGAGCAGAACGAGGAUGAUCCAGAGUUGCAGAACCUGCGAGAAGAUAGUGAAGACAGCACAGACAAUAAGGGUCCUGAGGACAUUAAAGUAACAGAGGACAAUAAACACACUGAGGAAGAGAAAAAAGACCAUCAGUAAGUGCAAACCCAAUCUUCUUGCAAUGAAAUGGAUGGAAGCACCCAAACGAACAUGAUUUAUACAA
Molecule: messenger RNA, 1636 nt
Organism: Thalassophryne amazonica
Lineage: Eukaryota; Metazoa; Chordata; Actinopteri; Batrachoidiformes; Batrachoididae
Product: cyclic nucleotide-gated cation channel beta-1-like
Exons: 20
Coding region: 235-1572 (445 amino acids)
Source: RefSeq, a predicted model, not a curated record